GAGCCAGGACGCUGACGAAGAGGGCCAUACUCUCCUCUCGCGAGGGCCACGAUGAGCUCCGUUGCUGCCUAGCUCGAACGAAUUCUACGUGGAAACUCCUCUUCAAUCGAUGGCUGCGUUCGCCACGAUCCCGCCGCGGGCUUUGUGCUGCUCCUCUUCUUCCACAUUCGCUCGAGAUGGGUCUUUCUCAUUCCUAACUCGUCAGCCAGGAAGAACGAGCCUCGUGAAGAAUGGGGAGCUCCUCAGAAUACGAAGUGUGGCAGAAGAACAGGAGAGCAGUCAGAAGCUGUCGCGGGCAAUUGUAUCCAGAAGGACGGUGCUGCACACUGGCUUGAGUCUCUGUGGCUCCACAACUUUGUUGGGAAAUUUGGACGCGGCUUUGGCUGAGGACGAGCUGCCGAUAACAAAAAAAGUAUUCUUUGAUGUUUCCAUUGAUGGGCAACCGGUAGGUAGGAUCGUGGUCGGGGUCUAUGGAACAGCUGUACCGAUUGGAGCUCAGAGGUUCGGAGAGAUUGCAGUGGGGCAGAGAGGGAUCAGCUACAGAAGAAAGGAGUUCCAGAAAAUCACGCCCACCUACAUUCAAAACGUUGGAGUGCGCACUUUCAGCUUGAGUGGUGGAUCAGCUGAUGCAGCGAACUUCACAGGAGGUGAGACCAAUGAGGCGUUGGUUGCCGAGAUGGCCGAGCUCGACAAGAAGGGGACUCGGCUGAAAAACCUGAAAGGUUCUGUGUCUCUCAUCGUGGUUGAUCCGACGAAGCCGCCACCCAAACCAAGGUUGGUGGCACGAGAUGGAAAGUUUUCGAUGGUUGAGGAGGAAGCUCGUCCCGAUCCCAAUGGAACGGAGUUCAUGAUCGUAACAGCCGAUGCACCUGAGCUCGAUGCCAGCAAUCUCGUCGUAGGCCGUGUGGUGGAAGGCUUGGAUGUCGUGAAUCAGAUAGCCAAUGUGAAGGUGGUGCAGGAGAACACGAGCAGCCCUUACUUCCAGGCCGCGAAGUUGAUCGGAGACACUCGUGUUAUAGUUGCUGAAAAGGGAUUCUACAGGCCAUACAGCAAAGUCCUAAUCAUGAAGAGUGGAGAAGUAACGCAAUGAGCUCCUCCUCUGUAACUUCCGUCAGACACUCGUAUCAUGAUUCUCCAAAUUUUGAUCUGUAACAAAUGUAACACUAGUAGUUCGUACAAGGACGUGCGAGGAAAUGGCCCAUAUUUUCCGGCCGUGUAAAUGCAAUCAAGUUACUCCACAGCCCUGCCUCUGUCCCAGCGAGCAACGAUAGUCGACUCUUUCGGCACCACUUUCCACCAACAAAAUUCCUGCUCCGAAUCUAGCAGGGAACAUUCGGUGCCCUGAUCAUGCCUCGAAUGCAAGGAAAAGUUUCACGUCCACGCCACACGAAGCUCCGUCUUCCUUCAACUCCGAGAACGCGCAUGAUAUAGAAAAGAAUUUGCAAGAUCCUCAGUCCUCGUUAGUCUGUGGACAUAAUCGCGCUCUACACAAAGCAGUUCCACAUUACUCCAGUCCUCGAUGGUGAGUGCAGCAGUCGCCUCUCUCUUGGUGAUAAAUCACGUGUGUAUCACCAAGAGGAAAUAGAAAUACACGGACCAUGGCAUCGUCACAUCGCACAAAGUAUGAGGAAGUGUCUCGC
Messenger RNA from Marchantia polymorpha subsp. ruderalis, 1640 nucleotides. The record is from the annotation of a GenBank genome assembly. NCBI's taxonomy places the organism in Eukaryota, Viridiplantae, Streptophyta, Marchantiopsida, Marchantiales, Marchantiaceae.